AUGUUUACAGGUUUCCUUCAACUAACAACAGUGCCCGAGACUUUAUCGCAUAUUUUAACUAGUAGAUUACCACCUAUGAGUUCAGCUUUUAGAAGGGCCAUCAGUGAAAUAACCGCUUCAUUAAACGAAAUAAAUCCAAUAGUCGAUCGAAUAAUGGAGGAUGAAUCUGUGGAGGGUGUUAUUAUGACUAACCAAGAAGGGGAACCGAUUUUAACUAACAUCAAUUUAAUGAAUGCAACCAACUAUGGGAUUGCUAUGAGUAGACUAGGUGCUAUGACACAAGCCUCUAUUAAAGAUUUGGAUCCUUUCGACGAAGUAUUAAUUUUGAGAGUGACAACAAAGAAAUUAGAAAUAAUGACGGCACCGCAUUCUGAAUUUAAUGUCAUCGUGAUGCAACAUUCUAGAAUUAAAAGCAAACAUAAAACUUCCAUUGAUGACAACUCCCUGAAAUACAGAUAA
This is a messenger RNA of Pieris macdunnoughi, 459 nucleotides long. The record is from the annotation of a GenBank genome assembly. NCBI's taxonomy places the organism in Eukaryota, Metazoa, Arthropoda, Insecta, Lepidoptera, Pieridae.